AUGACCGUCACCAACGAUUCGAUCUCCACUGAACAUGGAAAAAAUAUCGACAAUAAUGCGCUUCCUGAAGUUGAUGUUGAGGUGAAUGUCGCAUUUGGCGAUCUUAUCAAGGAUAUUAUCCGUGGAAUGGAACAAACAGGAGUAUGCAUUGUACGAAAUAUGUACUCUGCGGCAACUGUCAACGCGGUUGCUAAAGAACUGGCUCCUUAUAUUUCCAGCUCAGGAGAUUACUAUGGUGACUCGGGUGGCACCGCGUUUGUGUCGGCGCUUCUCACAAAAUCAGAAACAUUUGCUACAAAAAUACUUGCGCACAAAAUUUUCCAUGAAAUCAAUGACCAUUUUCUUACUACAAGAUUUGGACACUGCCCAGUCAGCACGGGGGUGAAGGUCGCUUAUAACUGCGAGCCCCAGAUUGACUGCACCCUGGGCUUCUAUAUCCCACCUGGUGGAAAGGCACAACUGUUACACCGAGAUGAUGCAGAUCAUUUGAACUUUCAGCCAUCUGCGGAUAAAUAUGAGCUAGGAAGAGAUACCGGGCUAGUCAUGAUGACAGCACUUACGAAGACCACUCGUGAGAAUGGGGCGACCCGUGUUUUGCCAGGCAGUCAUCUCUGGGACUAUGCUCUUCCCUUUCCCGAACAGUAUGACAAUCGCAUGGUUGAUGCCGAACUCAAUCCCGGAGAUUCCUUCUUCACGCUGACCAGUGUGAUCCAUGGUGGUGGUAACAACACAACAUCCGAGGGACGUUUCGUCACAUCCUGUUUUGUCACCAGAGCCCAUUGCAGACAACUAGAGAACCAAUUUUUGAGUUAUGAUGUUGAGAAGGUUCGGCAGCUUCCUGUCUGGCUCCAACGGUUUAUGGGAUAUACAACUGCCAAGCCCUUCUGUGGCUGGGUUGAUAAGAAAGAUCCACUUCGAGUGAUCAAUCCGGAUGCUGAAAACUUUCGUGACGGAUGGCCAGAGUCAGAAGACUAG
This is a messenger RNA of Penicillium nucicola, 975 nucleotides long. Its product is annotated as phytanoyl-CoA dioxygenase family protein. The record is from RefSeq and is a predicted model, not a curated record. Bases 1 to 975 code for a protein of 324 amino acids. The transcript is spliced from 3 exons. Lineage: Eukaryota; Fungi; Ascomycota; Eurotiomycetes; Eurotiales; Aspergillaceae.